CAGCUCGAAUUAUUUUCUCCAGCAGUAGAUUGAAGAAGACUCACGAUAAGGGGUCACCUUAUCUGAACCCUCGUUUGGUAUCGAACGGCUCGGAAAAGUCCUUCCUGAUCCUGAUGGAGCUUUUGGUAUUGCUCGACGUUAGUUUACACAGCCGUAUUACUUUUGCAGGAAUACCAAAUUCAGAAAUAGCGGCAUAAAGGCUGCUUCCAAAAGCAACAAAUCGACGAAGACGUGGUACAUACAUAUGUAAGUGUCGAUCCUCUUUUCGAAGAUUUGACGCAUGGUGAAUAUCUGGUCGAUUGUAGAUUUUUCAGGUCUAAAGCCACACUGAUAAGGUUUAAUCAGUUUGUUGACGUUGGACUUUCAUCUUUCACACAGUAUGCUCGAUUAUAUGCGAUGUUUAAGAGGCUUAUUCCAUGGUAGUUAUUGCAGAUUGUUCGGUUUCCCUUUUUGUGGAUUGGGCAGAGUACACUUAAAUUCCAAUCAUCGGACAUACUUUCGUCUAACCAUAUUCUACAAAGAACCUGAUGCAUGCUCCUUAUCAGUCUUUCGCCGUCAUAUUUGAAUAGCUCGGCCGGCAAUACAUUGGGCUCCGCCGCUUUUGCAAAGAGAAAAUUUACUUAUUUCACCUAACCUUGUAGCCCGCCCCAUACUUUUGGCCAAGGCUGUAUAGUUUUGGUCGGAAGGUAUAAACUAUGUGAUAAUUUGUGCUUAGAACUUACCAACAACAUAAUUGCAGCACUUCUGGGUAAACAUGUACAUAAUCACAUACAGUGGCGUAACUACAGGGUGGCAAGUCGGCAAAAUGCCACGGGCCCCCAGCCCGAAGGGGCCCCCGGUCAGAGGAAAUCUCAAUUCCCAACAUUUAUUAUUACACAUACACAUUACUUAAGUAAAAAAAAAGUUUUGUCUUUAAUUUAUUUGUUACCUUCUUAGUUGCAUACAUAGCUAAAAAAAAUAUACCUAGGUAUUAAACUUUCAAUGCAUUAGUAAAAAAAAAUUUAACCCAGUUUUAGAAAGAAUGGUCAAAAUCCAAUUACUCGUAAUAAUUUCGGAAACAUGUGUGGACAAACAUACCUCAAAAAUUUGUUUAUUGGUUUAUAUUUAUAUUCACUGGGCAUGUCUCAGGGUGUCUCGCUGAGACUAGGUAUAUUGCCGCCAUUAAAAUCAGUGUUGCCGUUUAAGCGCAUUUCGCGCUAGAUAGACUCUUCAGCGCUUUUUUUCUCAAUACAAUGCGCUAACAAAUAUUUUUCGGAAUCUAGUAGAAAAUUGUAAAAAUUAUUGACGAUCGUAAAUUUAAGCCAAUAAGUUAAUUGUCAGAGCCGUAAAACGUUAGGAAAAUAACGAGCUGGGAAUUCCCCAAAGGGUUUAGUAUUCGCCGACAACAAUGUUAUUGAUGCGUUUAAUAUUUUGUCUCUUUUUUACAUUAAAGUGUUAUGUUAUGACUGUCUCUGAUCUUACUAACAGAGUUCAAUUAUAAUGAUACGUCAUCAGUUGAAAGUUCUUAAGAAAAAUUGCCACACUUUUAUGUUGCCUGAACACGGUUUGAAGAAAAUGACUAAAACUGUAAAAAAAGAAACGGCAUCUGGUGAAGGCACACCAAUCGCACCCGAACGUAAUGAUGACCAGAAAGAUAUUCAGUUAUUUAAUUUAGUUGAUUUUGAUAAAUGUAAUAAUGGUUAAAUAAAUUCACAUAAAAGCACAUCUUCUCUUAUUGCCAUUAAAAAUGCACAGCUAAAAUUUAGCGCAAUUUUGAAAUGAGUUUGGUGUAUUUUUUUCUUUCUCAAACGGCAACACUGCUUAAAAUUUAUGUUGGUAAUACUUGCUGAUGCUUGGGGAAUCCCCGAUUCGAGUUUGUAUAUAUGAAAAACUCCACUAUUGUAUUACGCAAGAACUCACCAAGCAAUUAGCAGUUUAUUGUUGUAAGAUAUGGUUGUUUGUUGCAAGUGAAGAUAUAUUUAAUUAGUUAAUUGUGAAAAUAGGUUGACAAUGUCUACUGGAAAGUAUCAGAGUGGAAGCGAAAAACGAAAGCGAAAGAAGGAGUCUGAAGAACAAAAUAAAAAGUUGCCUAAAAUAAGUCAGUACUUUAAUAAUCAAGAUAGUAUACAAGAAGAAGUGGCAAUAUCGCAGGGCCCGAUAACAGUGAAUAUUUAUAUUCAGAGCAACCACAACUGUAAACCAAAAGGCCCCUUGUUAAGGGAUAGUAACAAUAGAUCUUUCUUAGAUAAAUAUUAUUACACUGUUUCUAAAUCUGGCGUAAAGUUAGAACGUACAUGGCUGUCCUAUUCUCUAUUGCUUCAAAAAGCAUAUUGUGCACCAUGUUGGUUAUUCGCAAAUAGGGCGUCUAAAAAUAUACAAAAUAUUUGAAUGGAAGGCAAUGAUGAUUGGAAACAUAUUGUGGAAGCCAUAGAAAGACAUGAGACAUCGAAAGAACAUUUGCAUUCAUGUUUUGUACAUCGACAGUGGCAGUUACAUGGAACACUAGAUGAAGAGCAAGAGUCCAUUAUCAAGAGAGAAAAUUUUUUUUGGCGCCAGGUACUCACUAGACUUCUUGAUGUUACUCUGAUACUUUCAAUCUGUAAUUUAGCUUUUCGUGGUCAUAAAGAAACGGUAUAUGGCAACGAUUCUGGUCCAAAAGGAAAUUUUUUGAGUAUUGUUGAGUUAUUAGCCAAAUACGAACCUAUUUUACAAGAGUUGCUAAGCAAACCUAAGGACCAGAUUAAAUACUUAAGUCCAAAAAUACAAAAUGACCUCAUUGCUGUUCUGGUUCAAAAAGUGGAAAAUGCCCUGGUAAAUGAAAUAGUCACCGCGCCGUUUUAUUCCAUUUUGUUUGAUACUACUCAAGAUAUUUCCAAAACAGAUCAAUUGUGUGAACUUUACCGUUACUGUGUAAUCGAGAAAGAUGAAAAUGGAACUCCAAAGGCUCUCGUAAUUAAAGAGUCAUUUUUAAGAUUUCAUGAGGAUCAAACUGCCUUAGCAAUGUCCAAGCAGAUAAUAAAAUCCAUAAAUGGCAAAAGUAUUUCUCUGAAUAAGUGCCGUGGACAAGGGUACGAUGGAGCUAAUACUAUGAAAGGUACUUAUGGCGGAAUUCAAAAACUCAUAAGAGAUAUAGAGCCAAAUGCAGUGUAUGUCCAUUGUGCUGCUCAUAAUUUAAACUUGGUAGUAAAUGAUGCAGUAAAAGAGGUCAUAGAAAUACAAACAUUAUUCGAAACUGUGCAACAAAUUUAUAAUUUUUUUGGCCAUAGUAUUAGACGAUGGAAUAUAUUAUCUAGUUUUAUAUCUGACAACAAAAAAGGAGAAACCGUUAUAUCAUCAAAUUCAGUAACAUUAAAAACAAUGAAUCCAACUUGAUGGGCAGGACGCUUUGAUGCCAUGUUUGCUUUAAAGGUUCGAUUUGUUGAUGUUCAAAAAGCGCUAACAAAAACCAUUUUAUCAAAUUCCAAAUCAGAUGAGAGAAAUGAAGCUAUCUUGCUAAAGAAGAAGGUAGAGAACUACAAUUUUAUUAUGUUGCUGGUUUUCCAUUGCAAAGUCUUACAAACCAUAGACGCGGCUUCUAAAGCACUUCAAUCUAAAGCCGUCGAUCUUUCAAAUGCUUCAAAGCGUUUGCAAGUCUGUCUAGAAGAACUUGAAAAGUAUCGACAUGAAUUUGAAGAUUUAAAAACGGAAGCAAAUAGUAUUGCAGUUAAAUGGUCUAUAAACCCUGAAUUUCCUAAAACUCGUCAGAGAAAAGUGAAACGUCAUUUUGAUGAAAUUUGUGAGGAUGAACGUCUCCAGGAUCCUGAAAGCUUGUUUAAAGUGAACGUAUUCUAUCGUGUAUUAGACAUCAUCAUUAAUCAACUUAGAUCGCGUUUCCUUGGAAUGAUUGAAAUUGUUUCCAAUUUUAGUGUCUUGCAGCCUGCCACUUUGCAAAACUUGAAUGAUACUGAUUUAUUGGAAAAGGCUUUAGCAUUUGUCCAUUUAUAUAAAAAAGAUAUAUCUAUGUCGUUUUCCAAAGAAAUUCUCAGUUUUCGAUCCUCUUUUAAACACGAAAUAGAAAGGUCGUCUUAUUAAUAACAAAGAAUCAUUUUAUAUCUUCAAGCUUUCCUGAAGUGUGCACUGCAUUUCUGUUAUUUCUCACCAUUCCUGUAACUACGGCUAGUGCCGAGCGAUCAUUUUCAAAACUGAAAUUGAUAAAAACUUAUUUAAGAAAUUCUAUGGGACAAGAAAGGUUAAGCAAUUUGGCUAUUCUAUCCAUCGAAAAUUCUAUGGCCCGAAAUUUGAACUUUGAUGAUGUCAAUAACACUUUUGCUGAACAGAAAGUCCGAAGAAAGGAAUUUUAAUAAUUAAAAUUGUGUACUUAAAAUAAAAUUGUGAUUUCAGUUCAAUAUGUACUUUAAAUUAGGUACCUUUAAUUAAAAGUGAAUAAUUAGCAAAUCAAGAAAUUAUAAUUAUAAAGUUUGUAUGUACCUACUUCACGUAGUGAUUUAUUAGUUAACUCUUACAAAUAAAAGUGUAUAAAUAAAUAUUAUAAAAUAAAAAAUACUAUUGUUGUUGGUUCAGCUUCUUUAUAUAUUGGGGAAGUGGGAGGGCAGGGGGCCCAUUCGAUGAAUUUGCCACGGGCCUCGAACGGUAUAGUUACGCCACUGAUCACAUAUUUAAGUUAUUUCAUGUGGUGUGCUCGGAUAUAUACACAUAUAUUUAAGUGCCAUUGAGCACUCAAUUAAACUAUUGCAACUCUCAAGUUUAAAUAACACUCGACAACUACAAGAGCCUCGUCAUCCGAAAGUGCACUUGAGAGUUGUUUAAUUUUUCAGUCUAUAUAUGUACAUAUUGUGUAUAUGCCAGUAUAUACGAUUUACUCUUUGCUUACAGCAAGCGCAGAGCAAAGUAAAUACGGGCUAAAUAUAAUUAAAGGGAAGUUUCUAACGUCAAUACACAAUUUGUGUGCAAUUUGAAUUGAGCGCACUUCAAACUCAACAAACCUAAUCCAAUCAGUGUCAAUAACACCGACAGCAGCCAAAGCGAGUACAAAUGCUACAACAACAACAAAAUACAUCAAAUCACUACACAGUUUUUUUCUUUUUUUUAAUUCCUAAGUUCAAGGCAAAGUGCAACACCUCCGCACGCACCACUUCAAGCAGCAGCUGGUUGGCGAUGAUCCCCGCCAACGAGAAAAACAACAACAUUGGCUACUACAACAACGGCAACCAUGUAGUACCAAUAAUGUCCGAGUGCGCUUGACUACAGUUGAGAUUGGCUAGCAUUAUCGGUCGAUGCUGGUGGCUCGGUAGCUAGUGCAGCAUGAGUAAAGCAACCCGAUUGUGAAACUGAGAAUAGCGGAAGACUUGAAGUGAAAAGUCGAGUAUUAAAUGAAUAGAUAUUGCCGCUGAUAAAGAAAAUCACUUCAAUAAUCGACAAUGCGAAUGCGAGCCAACUUAUCAUGAAGGCGUCCGCUACUACGUCCAGUUUAUUUCUCUAGCGAAGUGCGACGGCUGUCAUCAUCGCUGUCAGAUUUGCAAGCUUUAUGGUAUUAUCAACAAAUCAUUUAUAUUUUAAUGAUUUUUUGUUUUUUUUUUUUGUUCUACGCAUUCAUUUUGCGUUGGACCCACGUUAUUUUGUCCCUCUAUCAAAGUCACUCUCGUGUUGUUGCUUUAAGUAAACAUAAAAGCAUUCAAAUCAACAUGUUUAAGUUAAUGAAACUUUAAUAGGCCCGCUUUUGUCGUAGUAAGUCUUGCAACAAAAUAGGUUAGGUUAGAAGACUGAUCGAUGAUCGCACGUGGACUAUUAUAUUGUAUGUAGGUCUUUGUGAGGUCAUGGAAAGAAGAACUCCUGUUCCAACUUAAAAAUUAGCAAAACCCCUAGAGGCCAAUACAAAUUUGCCCAGGCGCUUAAUUUCAACUCUCGCCAGUUCGAUGGGAUGUCUGAAGGUACGCGCUCCCAAAUAUUUAAGUCAUGACGUCCCAAACGCCGGACAGUCAAGAAGGAAGUGUUCAUUUGUUUCCACUUCAUCUUCAUCCAAACAGCUUCUCCAAACGGCGUCUCGUAAGAUUCCCAACCUUACAUCAUUGACGCCAAUAGAGCAAUGGCCUGUUAAAAGCUCCACAACUAUGGAGAGGCUAGCGUUACUGAGGGCAAAGAGGUCUCUAAAUCUCCUGCGAUCAAUUUUGGCCAAAAGGCCCAGCGCUCGCUUCCGCGAAGCCCAGCUAUCCAGUAGUAAAACACAAGAGGAUACGGGAGCACCGACCCGGUCUUAUCACAAAGACACUCGAUGCUAUUCAUAGUGAAGUUAGGUACUGCUCGACCAUCCCUAAAGGCACUGUAAAUGAAAUCAAGGCUAUGUUCACCGCUCUGCUAUCUGAAUGAAGCUUCUCGGAUUGGUCACUGUAUGUAGAAUUAAAUACAGAACAGGUAGAAAAACGCUUGAGCUUAGCGACCACCCUUUAAAUGGCUGUAACUCAAAUACGAUUUGAGAUAUUGAUUUGUAAUUUUAGUACGUUAUUUCUAAACUAUCGAAAUAAGAAAAAAAAAAUAAAAAUCGAUUUUCUAGGUAUAACCCUUAAUCCCUAUAACAUAUGACUGUUCACAAAACUAAAUCUGAUGUUCGAAAAUAGUAAAAGUUACAGUUUUGAACAAACUCGCUUAAAGAAGUAAUGCGCAGCCCUAAAUUUCAGUGAAUUCGCCACAUAGUUCACGAAUUGUUGCGCAGCGUUGUUGCAGUGUUUCACGAUUUCAUUCUUAUCCAGUAUUUCUCACACAAAUACAAACAGGACAUGGUGCUCCCGAACGCCCAUUUAAUGUUCGCCCGCCAUUUGUGUCACUGCUUCCGACGCGAUUUCCCUGGCAUACUGCAGCACUACUAACAAAAAAAGACAAAAAAGAGAUGCGCCUUAAGCCUCUAAUGUUUACGUAUGCAUUGUCACGACAUGUUCAUAGAUGAUGGUGAUAUUUUUUUGCCUCUUUGAUGACGCUACUGAUGACUUAAAAAAUAACGAGUGCACCAUCACCACCGCCUCUCAGAAAACAACUAUACACAAGAGCUUACCUGAAAAUAGUUAUCCUCUCGCUGAUAAUGUGUGUGACGAUAACCGUGCUAUGAUAAUGAAGUUUCCAAGGAUGGCAAUAAACGCUAUCAUGGCGGCGAUGGCGGAAAGAUGCAAGCGGCCAGUCACUGGUACUCACCAGUAGGAGACUUUUGUGUAACACAAAGCAGCAGAAGUGAGGAUAUGCUCCACAAACAGCACGUGUCACCAUAUGAAGAGUGUAUGUGUUGAGCCGAGCGAUAGCUUCAGGCUUCUGGCAGCUGACGUAUCCUUGUUUUAUGCAUUUGUUUUGCGCAUGAGGAGAUCAUACACAUUCUUUGACUUAUUUGGUAACGGGUGUUUUUGGAGACAAAGAACUUUUAUUUUGAUUUUAUUUAUAUUUUGAGCAUGCUCAUUAAUUCUGAUUUACUGGCGUAGCCCAUGGGCUUGACAAGCCUCGUGGAACGGAGUCAAAAUAUAUAUCUUAGAUUCUUGUAUGACAGAUCUAUUUCUUCAUGGGAUUUGGUUAUGAAAAAUGCAUUUCGAUAAACUGAUAACGGUAUUGUAAACCACACCCGAGAUUAAAUUUUUCUGUAUGCAAGAUGGUCUGGGAAAUCCUUUAAAAAAAUCUAGAUCUGCAACACAUACAUAUUUUUUACCUUGAAAGCCGCUUUGUCAGCUAUUCGCUUGGUAAUUUCAUAACUCUAUUAAAACACCCUGUAUAAAUAUGUGUACAUUUAUUUUUUUAUGUUCCGAGCAGAAGUAUGCGAUACCAAAAUAUAAAUAUGUGCGUUUCAAUGG
Molecule: messenger RNA, 7799 nt
Organism: Bactrocera dorsalis (oriental fruit fly)
Lineage: Eukaryota; Metazoa; Arthropoda; Insecta; Diptera; Tephritidae
Product: zinc finger MYM-type protein 1-like
Exons: 2
Coding region: 2368-3351 (327 amino acids)
Source: RefSeq, a predicted model, not a curated record